This is a messenger RNA of Pediculus humanus corporis (human body louse), 1833 nucleotides long. RefSeq names its product DEAD box ATP-dependent RNA helicase, putative. The transcript is spliced from 13 exons. The record is from RefSeq and is a predicted model, not a curated record. Gene Ontology annotation, cellular component: ribonucleoprotein complex; cytoplasm; nucleus. NCBI's taxonomy places the organism in Eukaryota, Metazoa, Arthropoda, Insecta, Psocodea, Pediculidae. Gene Ontology annotation, molecular function: RNA helicase activity; ATP binding; RNA binding. The coding region runs from base 1 to 1833 and encodes 610 amino acids.
AUGAAAGCUAUAAAAAUGAAUACAAAAAGGCAUAAGAAGGCAAUUUCGCAAAUGGCUUACAGGCAAGGAAGUAAACCGGAAGUGGAAUCGAACAAAAGACAAUUAGAUCUUGCUGCGCACUAUGUAUGUUUAUUGUUUGGUUUGAUAAUUUCUUUUUUAUUAUUAACGUUGAUUGGCUUGAUAAUGUCCUUUUUUGUUUUGUGUUUUUGUAAUAAUAUUUUUUUUUUAUCACUUCUUGUUGUAAGGUAUUGCCGGAAUUCAGUUAAAAAUUCCCUAAUUCCAUCUAGGAUCUGGCCGCAAUUAAAAAUGGCAUUUACAGGAAAAAGGAAAUUGAGUGUGAAAAAAAGUCCCAAAUUUAACAGAUAUGAUGAAAAUGGUCACUUUCCAUCCAAAAGACCAAGGUUUGGAAAUCGAAGGGAUUUUGACUAUCCCGGUCAAAACUUGGGAAAAAUCAAUUGGGAUGAAGUGACGUUAAAGCCAUUUGAAAAAAAUUUUUAUUCUCCUCAUCCUGAUGUAUUAAAAAGGUCUAAGCAGGAAAUACAAGACUUUUUAAAUAAAAAUGAAAUUGUUAUAAAAGGAAAAAAUUGUCCUGCUCCGAUUUUUUCUUUCGAAGAAACCGGAUUAGCAGAUGAUGUAAUUAAUAUUGUAAGGAAAUUAAAUUAUUUUGCACCGACGCCUAUUCAGUCUCAAGGCUGGCCCAUAGCACUGAGUGGGCAAAAUAUGGUUGGAAUAGCUCGUACUGGAUCGGGGAAAACAUUAGGGUUUGUUUUACCUGCGGUUAUUCACAUUCAGCAUCAACCAAAAUUGGAAAGAGGAGAUGGUCCCAUAGCUUUAGUUUUAGCUCCGACGAGAGAAUUAGUUCAGCAAACUCAAAAUGUUGCAAUUCCUUUCGCGAGAGCUUCCGGUAUAAGAUCGGUAGCCGUGUACGGUGGCUCAGAUAAAUACGGCCAGGAUAGGCAUUUGAGAAACGGGACCGAGAUUUGUGUGGCCACACCCGGAAGACUCUUGGAUUUUUUAAAUUCGGGAACUACGAAUUUGGAAAGGUGUACAUAUUUAGUAUUAGAUGAAGCUGACAGAAUGUUUGACAUGGGUUUCGAACCACAAAUCAGAUCAAUCAUUGAUCAAAUCCGGCCCGAUAGGCAAGUGUUGAUGUGGUCCGCGACAUGGCCGAAAGAAAUAAAACGUUUAGCCGAAGAAUAUUUAAAAGAUUACAUACAGUUAAAUGUAGGAUCCCAGGAAUUGACGGCCAAUCCAAACAUUAAUCAAAUUGUUCACGUGUGUCAAAGCGAGCGUGACAAGAAAAAAUUGCAAAAUGUUUUGAAGGAAAUUGGAGAGCAAGACGAAAUUAAAACUUUAAUUUUUACUGCAACCAAACAGAAAUCUGAUAGUAUUGCUUUUUGGCUCCAAGAUCUCGGAUACCGAUGUGAUUCUUUGCACGGUGGUAAAACGCAAAAAAAUAGAGAUUUCAUUCUGCGAGGUAGAAUAAAAAUAUUGGUGGCAACGGAUGUAGCAGCCAGAGGUUUAGACGUUUCCGAUAUUAGGUAUGUCAUUAAUUACGAUUAUCCUAACAAUAUGGAAGAUUAUAUUCACAGAAUAGGACGAACGGGACGACACAACGCGACCGGAACGUCGUACACUUUUCUCACGGAUGAAGAUGCGAGCAAAGCGGGAGAUUUAAUAUCCGUUUUACGGGAAGCCAAUCAAAACGUUGAUCCGGAUUUAGAAAAUUUAGCCAUGAGCGCUGCGAGGCCUAAAAAAGGUUAUUAUUAUUAUUAUUAUUGUUACUGUUGUCUUACUGUUGUCGAGUUUCCAAGUUUAUUCAAAAAAGAUUAA